UGGUUCACUUCACUAUUUUUUACUCUGUUUCUUCAUUUCGUAAUUUGAGUAAUCUUUGAACCACGACUUUUGAAUGUAAUUUUCGAUGAAUGAAUGAAUCUUUCAGAGGAGUUCACAGUUGUUCAGGAUGCUGCCAUAAGGAAACUUGGAAUGCGCCAUUUUGAUGUUCAGGUUUCACUCUCUUGCAUCUGUUUGUCUGUUGUAUUAAAGAAUAAAGUAUGGAGUUAAAAAUGUGAAAAUCGACUAUUCAAAAUUUGACAAUCUUAUAGUUUGUUUUGAUAUAGUUUUGCUUAUAUUUUUAUUAUAGUUUUAAUUGUUAGAGUGUACUUCUUGUUAUAGAAGAGCCAAAUCCAAUAUAUCAAGUGCAUACUUAGUUUAUAGAAGACUAGAAGUAGGUAACUGAAUUGUUCUUCAUGAAAAUUCUUUAGGUUAUAAUCUAAUAUAUGUGUGAGUUAUUGUGUGUGUUUGUUUACAUUGGCAGCUUCAACACUUGACCAAGAAGUAUUUAGUUUUAAUGCCGAUGAUGUAUUUUUUUCACGGAAUUGAAGAACUGUUGUCACAGUAUAGGGAAUGGGUCCCUCAAUUACAGCUUUCCAGACCAUGAUCAUUUGCCCCAGUCAUUGAGAUGGGAAUCACAAGAGUUAUGAAAAGUGAAGGCUGGUUCAAUGUUUUAUUGAUAAUAGCAAAAGGCCAGGUGACAAGUGAGACUGAACAAGCCAGAUUUAUGGACGCAUUAUAUAAUUUGCUCGAUGGAUCUGUUGAGAAUGCUAAAUUUGAAGAUGAAUGUCGAGCAAUUCUUGGAAACCAGUCUUAUGUGUUAUUCACAUUGGAUAAGUUAAUCUAUAAACUUAUCAGACAGCUUCAAACUGUUGCAACCGACGAGGAAGACAAUAAGCUUCUCCAAUUAUACGAGUACGAAAAGUCUCGGAAACCUGGCAAAUUAAAUGAUUCAGUAUAUCAUUCAAAUGCACAUGUCAUCCUUCAUGAGGAAAACAUUUAUCGUUUUCAAUGUUCGUCUAGUCCCUCCCGGCUCUCCAUACAACUCAUGGACAAUAUGAAUGAAAAGCCCGAGAUUGCCGCUGUUUCGGUUGAUCCUAAUUUUUCUUUUCAUCUGCAUAAUGAUUUUCUGUCUGUUCUUCCUACCAAAAAGGAGCCUCAUGGCAUUUUACUAGAAAGAAACAAAUCAAAAUAUGGGGACUUAGACGAGCUUUCUGCAAUUUGCGCUGUAAUGGAAGAUGUCAAAGUAGUUAAUGGAUUGGAAUGCAAGAUGUCUUGCAACUCAUCCAAGAUUUCUUAUGUUCUCGACACUCAAGAUUUUUUCUUUCGACCAAGAAGGAAAAGACGAACCUCGUCAUCAUCAUCAAGUACAUCAUCUUCUCGGUCUCGCAGAGAAAGAGAGGAAAGAUUUCGCAAAUUUAUGGCAUCCGCCAUCUAAACUGUAUAUUCGUGAUGAAGAAGAAUUCACACAAAUACUUGUGUUCAUAUAAGAAAAGUCUUGAUGUGACAACAACCUAGUAAAAACAUUUUAAUUUUUAGUCAUAAUGUUACUUGAAUAUUCACAUGAAGAAGUGAAGGAGGGAAAAUAUUCAUAGGAAUGUGUAAUCUGUAUAAGGUGGUCACAUGUAACCAUGAGUGUCACUCCUUUGUAAAUAGUUUGCUUCAUUAUUUAUUUGUAGAAUAUUGUGCCAAAUUCAUAUUUUUCUUCAAUA
Molecule: messenger RNA, 1709 nt
Organism: Vicia villosa (hairy vetch)
Lineage: Eukaryota; Viridiplantae; Streptophyta; Magnoliopsida; Fabales; Fabaceae
Product: paired amphipathic helix protein Sin3-like 2
Exons: 8
Coding region: 626-1435 (269 amino acids)
Biological process (GO): negative regulation of transcription by RNA polymerase II
Cellular component (GO): histone deacetylase complex; chromatin
Molecular function (GO): transcription corepressor activity
Source: RefSeq, a predicted model, not a curated record